UUACACAAAUAAGGACAUCAUUUAUCUCUGUUUCUAACUACACAAAAAAUAAGAUUAACUUUAUUAAUGUAAUGUCCCACAUACAGUAUUUGAAAAUGUGGUCCUGCGUUCAUACAAAAACAUACAUUGGACAGUAGAACAAAGGAAUAAAAUGACAAAUAGAGUAUAAGAUCCAGAAAGUAUGUGAAUCAAUAAUUAGAUGAGAGUAUGUGCAUCAUCUUUUGAAGAUGGUCUAUGUUAAUAAUAACAAUAUGAUCCUCGUUACACUAUCAGAGCUGGUGAUUCAUUUCUAUCAGCACAAGACUAACUGUAUCUAUUCUCCCUUAGUCAUGUCUUCUGAUGUGUGUGUGUGUGUGUGUGUGUGUGUGUGAGAGAGAGAGAGAGCAUUACCUCCACCUGCUGUCUCUUCAGCACAGCUUAUGGAUUUACUGCCUGAGCAGCCAACAUUUGAAACAGAUGGUUUUAUAUCAAGAUUAUGAGGUUAUACAAUAGCUCUUAGUCAAACUAAGGAAGACCAACCUCUGUGUUUACUCCUGGUCACCACUUUAGUUGUUACUAGGGUCAUAUGCUUAAAAGAUGUACUGUCAACCCCCUGUUCUGAAUCAUCCUGCUGCCCUUACUUUGGUUUUGAGGAAAAUUGAGGGAAAACAUCAGUUCUUAGUCUCUCGCUUUCCAGAUUGAUCGCAAUGAAAGAAUGCGUGGACGUUGUCAGGCCCGCUGUGUGUCUUGCUCUGGUUCUGCAGUGCACAGCAGUACCGAUGGGAAAACUGAAGAACAAAUGAGCGAGCUGAUGACGUCAAUGUAGCGGCUGAGGGCGCUGGUUGGCGCAUUCCAUUCGCGCGCACCUGACAGCCCUUUUUCUGCGUGCGCUCAAGUGCGGCUCGGCCAGUGGAAACAAGCUGUACGUAAGGAGAGUGGACGCUGGAUGCUGCAGUACAUCGCUAAGUGCGUCUGAAAACAACCCUACAGUAUCCAGUGCAAGCCUGUCCUGCCGGAGGUGUUGUCAGUGGGGACUGCACGGCCUUAUUCGAGAGGAAAGGGGAAAACGUUUCUUUUUUGUCUCCCCCUCAGCCUUGAAAGGGAAUGCCAUCCAUAAACAUGAAACUGGAGAUGGUGACACUCAUCGCCUGCGAUGUGGACACCGAGGUGUUUACGUCCGACAAAAUGCAGGAGCGGUUUGAGGCUCUGUUCCGUAUAUACGACGAGCAAACGUCCUUCACGAUGUUCAAGAGCUUCAGACGGGUCCGAAUCAGCUUCAGUACCGCCGAAGCCGCCGCCCGGGCCCGCAUUGAGCUGCACGAGUCCGAGUUCAACGGGUCCCAACUCAAGCUUUACUUUGCACAGGUGCAGAACACAGGUGAGGAGGUAGAUAAGUCCUUCCUGGCACCCCCCCAACCAGUGAAACAGUUCCUCAUCUCCCCCCCUGCCUCGCCCCCGGGGGGCUGGGCGCAGAGUGAGGACGCCUCGCCCGUUAUCAACUAUGACCUGCUGUGCGCUGUCGCCACACUCGGACCAGGUGACAAGUAUGAGCUUCACGCUGGCACAGAGUCCACCCCCAGCGUGGUGGUGCACGUGUGUGACAGUGAGAACGAGAACGAGAACGAGAAGGAGGAUGAGGAUGCUCGGCCCAAGAUGAAGAUCGUCCAGACCCGACGCCCCGAAGGGCCUCCCAAAGUCUACAACUAAAAGCCCAUCCGCAAAAUCUCCACCCUUUUAUCUCUCUCUCUCUGUGUCUCUCUCUCAUGCAGAGAAAGACACCUUUCAUUUCAGUUUAAAACAACAACAACUUUAAAAAAAAAAAAGCAUACAAACAAACGAACGAACGAACUGCGGGCGAUGUUUGUGAAACACAACAUAUGAACGUAUGGACAGACGGACAGGCGGACAGAUGGGUGGGCAGUCUGAGGAUGCCUACAGUCAGAUGGGCUUCACACUGACUCACAAGCCCAUGGGAUUGUCCAUGACUCCCCCUCCACCCACCCACCUACCUACCCCCUAAAAAGGGCACCUCUCCUAUCAUCCUCUCAUUGAGUGUAGUCACAGUGUGUUUCUGUACUUAGAAGCCAUUAUUAGCAGUAGAUAAGGGUGUAGGGUUAGUUCUCUCACAGGUGUUUAAGUUAUCUGUACUUAAGAGCGUGGUCGCUUAAGACAGAGAUCACUAAUGCUUGAAACCAUCUGGUUUGUUGUUUUCAUUUUUUUCUUUUUUUUUUAAGUAAUUGUUAUUAUUAUUCCUACUACAAUUAUAAGUAUCUGUUGGUCAUGUUCUCUUUCAUAUCAGCUGUACUCAUGUGAUAACGCAGUGAGUCCAGAUGGUGGCCUGGAAUCAUGCUUCUGUAUGUGUGUGUUUAUGUAUAAUACUUACAAGACGAAACAAAAGAAGUUGUUCACACAAAAGAAGUUAUGGUCAGGCAGUAUGAUGCAGGCCGCCACUGGUGCAACUAAACUGAGGUGUUAAGGCUCUGAGCCUUUGCGAAUUUGGGGUGGGGUGGGGGGGGUCUUUUUAAAAAACAAACAAAAAAAACAAAAACGGAAGGGCGUUUGUACUGAACUAGAUGUGUAUUCUUACCAUGUAUUUGAUACCACAAACAUUUUUGCAUGCUAACUAAUGUAGUCAGGAGCUCAAGUGUUUUUUACUGAUCACGACUUACAGGGAUCCAGAGAGACAGUUUUUGACGCUGACGUUCAUAUCCGCGAGUCCAGCCUGACGGCAGGGAGGGACACGUAAAGUUUCAGACAGCAGAGCGCAGCUCUUGUAUGAACGGUGGCACUGUGUCAAGCAUGGCCCUCCGGCAACGGUUAACCUCUACAUGGGCGUGAGUAGGACGCUGAGGUUUGUGUUUGUUUAAAGUAAAAUAUAAUGCAAAAAAAAGUGUGUUUGUUCUGAACUUUAAUUUUUUACUCUUAUUAUUAUGAUUAUUAUGAUUAAUCCUGUGCUCAUCAUAAAUGCUUGGGUGUUUUUGUGAUUGGCUUGCUUAAAGUGUGUUUUCUGUGGCCUGCUGCUGCUCGUCUUUGCACUGAAACUCACUUGAUUGUUUUUGACUUGGAGUCUUUUGCUUUUUUGCUCUCUUCCGCGGGCCUGGUGACUGCUGGCUGCUUCCCUCUGCUGUAGAUAGUUCAGUAAUUAGUAGUAGGGCUUUCUGUAGACAGUGGAGAUGCAAACCUUUACAAUCCCAUCCGCUUUGUGUGAUGAACCUUACAAGCUUUUUUGAGCUCCAUACCAAUGCCUCCCUCACGCACAAAAUUCACAGCUAGGCCCAUAGUAACCAAGGAACAAAAAGGGACAGCCUAUUUACCAGAAAAAGGCUUUUUGUUUUUAUUUUACAAUCACACUACAAACACAAGAAAAUGUACUUCAACGAUGCAUAUAAGGGACUGUCAACUUCAUGUGUUAAUCUGAUUUCUCAAGUUAAGAUUUGUAUUGAGUCUAUUCACUGUGGAUACAAAACACCCCAUUCAGGUUUACUUCUCGUUGAAUCAGAUGUUACUUCUGCAAAAUGCAUUUUGUCCUCAUAGGCCCACUGAAGGACUAAUACACAAGGUCCAUUUGCGAUUACUGUGAUAAGCCCAGCUUUUGCACACCAUGGCCGAUUGGCAUGUAGUAGCAAGUUUCAAGUCAAUCCUACUCAACUCAUUCAUAGCAAGUCUUUGAAAAACGAGUUUGAGCCUUUGUCAGGAAGCCAAACUGUGUUGGGAAAAAAGCAUGGGAAGGGACGAAAGCGCUAACUGGAUUUAGCCAAAAAGUCUCGGCACAUGCUAGCACUUUAUAACUGUCCUGUCAUCCAUCUCACCACCUGCUGUGUCAGUAGACUGUGGGUAGGCGGAUUUCUUUUUUUCUUUUAUUCUUCCUUUUCUUUUUCUUUCAAAAAUGUACACCUGGGUAGCCUUCACCAGCAUGGCAGUGGGAGUGUGAUGCUCACUUUUUUACCAUAUUUCAUUUUUUUAUACUGUCUCAAUGGGGGAGUUUGUGAAGCGUCUCGCCUCAGAGUGCAGCUGAGAGGCAAACAUGGGUCUCCUUGGGGAAAAGGUUCGUUGCACAAGCACAGCGAGCUGUGAGACCGUCAGUUGAGCCCCCGAAAAUACCUUUUUUAUUUUCUUUUUUUUAUUUUCUUUUUACGUCAGUUUGUCCUUGCAAAAAAAAGAAAAGAAUAAAUGUUUGAAAAAAACUAGCAGACUUCAAAAACCAGGAAGCGUUGAGCAGAAAAGACAGUCGGACUAAUGAUGACAGAUGGUUUCGGUGUGCUGUUCUGGAACAGUCUUGAUGAGGCUGCUGUUGUUUGUACCUACCUGUUGUCUGGGUUGUCAUUUCUGUCACAGUGAAAGGGUGUAUGUAAUUCUGUAUAUAUGCCAAGCAUUGCAUAACAAAUGUCAGCUCAUUUCAAGUUCUCUGUAAAUGACGAUUAAAAGAAGAUACAAAAAAAAGAAAAUAUGCUGGUUUAAUUCCAACUUCAUAGUGUUGUGAUUAAUAUGGACUCAGUUUGUUUUUACAGAAGUCUACAAAAGCUCAAUUCUGUCACUGUUGUACUGUUCUGUUGAUAUAUAAAAUUGUGUGUCUUGUACCGUAGUUAACCAGAAAACAAUGUAGCAAUCAAGCAAUAAUUUACCGUUUAUCUAUCUGUGUCUCCUAUAUGAGAUGUAUUAAUUUCCAGAGUUAUUUUCUCUGACUGUUAUGGCUUAUGUUUGUGUAGGUAUGAUUGCCAUUUGUUUCACAUAGAAAUACAUAAAAUGAAAUUAUUCCUAUAAA
Messenger RNA from Clupea harengus (Atlantic herring), 4741 nucleotides. RefSeq names its product calcipressin-3. Lineage: Eukaryota; Metazoa; Chordata; Actinopteri; Clupeiformes; Clupeidae. Gene Ontology annotation, cellular component: nucleus; cytoplasm. The record is from RefSeq and is a predicted model, not a curated record. Gene Ontology annotation, biological process: calcium-mediated signaling. Gene Ontology annotation, molecular function: calcium-dependent protein serine/threonine phosphatase regulator activity; nucleic acid binding.